Messenger RNA from Motacilla alba alba, 7850 nucleotides. It is a transcript of the gene FGF16, whose product is annotated as fibroblast growth factor 16. The record is from RefSeq and is a predicted model, not a curated record. Gene Ontology annotation, biological process: positive regulation of gene expression; animal organ morphogenesis; cell differentiation. Bases 162 to 788 code for a protein of 208 amino acids. Lineage: Eukaryota; Metazoa; Chordata; Aves; Passeriformes; Motacillidae. The transcript has 3 exons. Gene Ontology annotation, cellular component: cytoplasm. Gene Ontology annotation, molecular function: fibroblast growth factor receptor binding; growth factor activity.
AAGUGCAGUUCGCAUCCGACGGCGGGACACUGGAUCCAGCGAUGGGAGGCGCGGGCGGCGCGGGGCCGGGCCGGGGCCGGCAGCGCGGGGCCGGGCGGCCGCAGCCCGCGCUCUGAGCGGCCGCUCUGCCCGCGCCCCCGGGGCCGCUCCGCUCCGCGCCCAUGGCCGAGGUGGGUGGCUUCCUGGGCGCGCUGGACCCCGACCUGCACGGCUUUCCCCCCGCGCUGGGCGCCGGGCUGCCCCUCGCCGACUCCCCCGGCUUCCUCAACGAGCGCCUGGGGCAGAUCGAGGGGCGGCUGCAGCGGGGCUCCCCCACCGACUUCGCUCACCUCAAGGGCAUCCUGCGGCGGCGGCAGCUCUACUGCCGCACCGGCUUCCACCUGGAGAUCUUCCCCAACGGCACGGUGCAGGGCACCCGGCAGGACCACAGCCGCUUCGGGAUUUUGGAGUUUAUUAGCCUGGCAGUGGGGCUGGUGAGCAUCCGUGGGGUGGACUCCGGACUCUACCUCGGCAUGAAUGAGAGAGGCGAGCUCUAUGGGUCGAAGAAGCUCACCCGGGAGUGCGUUUUCCGCGAGCAGUUUGAGGAGAACUGGUACAACACGUACGCCUCGACCCUGUACAAGCACCCCGACUCGGAGCGCCAGUACUACGUGGCCCUCAACAAGGACGGCUCCCCCCGCGAGGGGUACAGGACUAAGAGACACCAGAAAUUCACCCACUUCUUACCCCGGCCUGUGGACCCUGCCAAAAUCCCUGCCAUGUACAGAGACCUCUUCCACUACAGGUGAUGGCUCCUGCAGUGUCAGUGUACAUACUUGGGCUCCCAAGCUUUUUCCCAGAGCACUCUAUUAAUAGUCAUUCCAUCAUUCCUGUAAGAGUAGAUGACCUAGGGAAGCACUUACAUUGAAUUCAGACACUGCUGUUCCUCCCUGUUUCCAGUGUAUAUCGAACCUGGGUUAUUUAUGGGGCGGGGGUAGGGGAAGGGAGGGAACCCUACAUUUAAUCUUCCAUUUCGUUCACUUUCGUUACCCGGUUGCUACAAGAGAGGCUGAAUAUUCAAUGUUAUGGUUGCUUAAAGGAACGAGCAGGUGAGCAAACCUGAUCACCGGGGAAAAGAAAGCCCCAAAACAACCUAAAAAUGAAGAGAAGAAAAGAAAACAAAGACCACAGAACUGCUGCAGUUGUUGCUGCUGAGCUGGGAUAGUUCCCUGCUAAGGGAAAGCUUUUGAGUGGUGCCCUGCUUAAGCAGCCUGGGAGUUUGCUACAUGGAUGAUGCUCAUGGACUGGUCCUUAUCUGUGGGGUUCUUCCUGCUGUUGGGGUGGGAGUGGGGCAAGGAACAUUAUUCAGAUGUAAGCAUGGAUACUGUGCAUAAGGACAAAACUAUUUAUAAAAUGUAUAUGAUAUUUAUUUUAUAUAUUUAUUUAUUUCAAAAUAAUUUUAUUUUUAAUGAGAGAUGCUAUGACCGGAUUUUCAUCAGGAAGAAUAAGGUCCUACUGAAACAGGAAAAAAAAAUGAGUUUUAAGAGCUUAUCGGCAAUAAAAUUGUCUUUAUAUUAUAGAUUUCUUGCUAGCCCUUUUUUUUGGCACUCUUCAACAACUAACCUGGUAUUUCCCCAGCAACAUGAACAAUAAAUCCACCUCUGAAAGGGCUUUGUGCAGUAAAGAUCCAAAGACCUAAGCCCCAAACUCCUGCAGGAAGAUGAAAUCAAAUCACAGGUCUGGGAAGCACCAGCUCGGCCUCCUUGGGGCGUGAGGCACCCCCGUGGAUUUACUGUCCUGCUCAAAACCAAGAGGACAAACAUUUGGAGCAUCUGCUGUGUUUUGGAUGGACCCAUCAGUCCUGCAAUAAAACCAGCACAUCUUGCGUGAGAUUUACCUGCAGCACCAUGAAAAAUCCAUGGAGAAACAGAACGAACAGCAGCAAUUCUAAACCCGCUCGCUUGUAGGCAGUUACCGUGGAUGAGGGUCAUCCCCUGCUGCAGGCAGUGCUUGGAUGUUCAUGGCGGUGUGGCAUUUUCCUCUGCAGAAGCUGUCUGGUCCCACAGUCCUGUCACCUUUCCUCUGCCUCCAGCUGGGCUCAGCAAACCUGAUGACAUUUGGCAGCCCCGAGCCAGCCCCAUAUUCCCAGCUGGUGCCCAGCAGUGCCAGGAGCACAGCACUCCUCCAGUCGGGCCAGGCACACUCAUGGGUGAGGCUUGGCUGUGCCAGCACAGGCCCUCAAGUGACACUUGUGCCACGUCUGCCCUUGCUGGCUGCUUGGGAUGUCACAGACCUGCAGGGAAAGCUUCCAGCAAUGAUGCCAGCUCAUGUUUUGUCCCCUGUGAUAGCAGAGAGGGAUUUCAGCACACGGUGGGAGCAGGAGUGCGCGGUUGCAGAGGCACAGGCACUUUGCAGCACGAGGAGAGACUGACAGCAAACAGGGUUCUCUGGAGGGUGCAAAAACCUGAACAACUACAGCUGUGGUGGCUCUGGCUUUUCCUUAUCACAACUGCUUUGUCCACAGUGUUGUUUCUUAACCUCCUCCUUGCAAAACAGUCAUGGUAACCCCUCAGCUGCUUCAUCUUCAGCCUGUGAAUUCCCAGGACAUUUUCACUGACCUAGAGAUGAUCCACACCAGCUUCUUCAAAAGCUACAUCACUAAUGGAGCAGCAGCCCUAGAGGCCAGCUCUGCUCCCGACUGUCUCUCGCCCUCUCUGCCACCUCCCAUGUCCCUGCCGUGUCCCUUCGGGUCCGGCAGCCACCAGACGACAGGCUGGGGUUGGCAAUGCGGAGAUUAAAGGAGCUUUACCUUCAAUGAUCCAGACAUGAAGGAAUUUAAUCCCGUGUUUGAAAUAAAAAGAGUUUAUUUAGCUUCUUCCUCUGAGUCACUGCCCAAACAUCUCAUCCCCGGCUGCUGUGUCGGGAGCUCCAUCGCUCACGAGACGCGUCCUCAGGUGCACUUUUGACCUUCCCCUGCACGAAGGGAAAUCCCUCAGCCCUGGAACCUUGCUCUGCCCCCUGGGAUGAUCCUGCUCCCUCCACCAGGGCUUUCUGUUGUGCUUGAAGAUAAAUCUGGUGGUUAAGAUCCUGCUCCUUUUCAAAAUGAAGGUCAAAACCUGAUCUCAGCAAUGCCAAGUAGAUUUUUACCAACUCCAAAGGGAGAUGAUUUGGCCCAUGGGGGCAGUGCUGGACUUGUUCUUCUGAUACCCAACUCAAAGAGCUGCUGCAGCAGAGCCUCCUGCCACGAAGGGACACACAGGAACCAGGGAUGCUGUAAAACACCUUUUCAGGAUCUGGGUUCAAAAAACUCAUACUUGCAAAAACAAAAUCAUAAAGAAUUUACUGGAAACCCCUUGGUAAAGGCUGGUGUCCUGUCCUGUGUGGGGCAUUCAUUAACUGGGGAAUUCAGCACUGCUAAAUCCCACCCAAAUGGCUCUUUCACAGGAAUUUACAUUGGUUCUGUUCAGCAAAGCAGCUGAAGAUGUGAGUGACCUGAGUGACGUGGGAGCUGAGCAGCAGCAGAGGGAACCACCACAGACACGGGGUGCAUUUUGAGUGGCACAGGAGGGGGCUGUGAUGCACAGUGGGUUUGUAUGGACACACUCAUCUCUCCACCCCAUCCCGUGCCCCUGGUCCAGCUUUACCCCACCUGAAGAUGCCAACUGCUCCUUCGGCCUGGAGGUGCUACAGGGCUGGCAGAUGGACCUUGCUAGGAAAGUUUGAGAGGAAAACAUGUUUGGGUUGCUUCAAGCUAACAGAAUCUUCCAAGUCAGCAAAAGGAAACGGUGUUUGUUUGGGGUCUCAGCUCAUGUAGAUUCCAUGGGAUUCAAAGUCACAACAGCCAACUGGAAAACUUCUCUCAGAGGGGAGGCAAAGGCUGGUGCAGGGGGUGGCUGUGAUCCCCAGAAGCCCCACUGUGCCCCUGACCCCAGAGCUGUUCUACACACAAGGCUGUGGGUCUGGGAACACCACAGCAAACGGGACAAAGGCAAGCCUUCUCCUUCCACCCAAGGGGGGUGGGCCUGUUCUGUGAAACAUUAUCCUGGGACAGCUGUGCAGAGCAGGAGGGAGGAGGCUCCAGCAAAGAGGUGGGAAAGUGCUGGAGUCUCAUUGUGGAGGCUGCAGGAACAGGGGAGCUGCCUGGGAGAGGCCAAUGUGGAGCCAAGCACAGCAGUGCCUUUCUCCCUGGCUUUGGCUCAUGAUCCAGGGCACAGGGAUGCAUUGGAUGGAUUGUCUGGAGACUGACAUACAAGUGCCAACAUUCACGUGCCCUCAGGGACAUCCCCAUGGAGACCCUGCUGCCUGUGGGUGGAAUGCAUGGCUUGGGGUUCUUUUCUUCUGGGUGGAAUGCAUGGCUUGGGGUUCCUUUCUCCAAGGGGGAAAAGGAGAGGAGGCCCCAGACUCACCUUCUCUGGGGAGAGCGAUGGAGAGCCCAAAACUGCAGACGGAAUCCAGAAACUCAGAAGAAAUACAGAAAAUCCAGAAACUGCUGGAAGGCAAUGAAGGUGUCCUAGUGUUGUCCCACCUGGCUGGACGUCCAGAGAGAUGUGCUGCUGCUGCCAGACUUUGGCUGAGAUGUUUCUGGAAGGACACCCAGGGAUGGAGCAUUCCUGAAGGAGAAGGGCUGAAGUUCAUUUGCUGUGGAGACAAAGACAUCUGCACCCCUUGGGACAGCGCUGGUUGUUGCUUUUUCCAAAACUGCCCCAGAGCUGCUGAAUUCUCAUCGUGGAGAACACCAAGGCUGUCACCUCACACCUGCUCUGGGUUUGAGCAGGAGCCCUGGGAAGCAAAUUCCAGGGAUUCUCAGGCUCUUCCCUCACUGUGCCAGGAGGUAUUUGGCACCGAGACGCCACCGAGCAGGGCAGGACACCACAGCAGACGUGGCCAGGGCACGUGUUCUCCACUGUGCUGCUCGCGGGCAUGGCGAGAACCCAGGGAAACGAGCAACACUGAAUUCCUAAAGCAGCUGGUGUGGCUGGAUCCAGCUUUGAGGGGUGCCUCAGGUACCAGCUCCUGUCUCACUCAUUCGCAAACAGCUCUUGUGCACACAAGGCCAGGGUGCUUGAGAUCAGUCCUUGGACGUAGCUGAGCACAGAGCCAAGGGGUGACCCCACCUCCCCCUGCGCCCACCUUCCCUGAGCCCCUGCCCUUGUCCAGGGCAGUGUCCCCACUCGGGCCACAGCCCUUCCAAAACUCUCCUCCAGUGACCCCCAAGCCAUCCCUGGGGAAAGCAGGAACGGGAGCUGUGGCUGGGUGAAAGGGUCACACACAGGAUGAACUCAUCCCACUCAUCCCAGCCACGCUCAGCAGGGCAGGAGCUCGGGCAGACCCUGCACAGCAGCACAGCUUUCCCAGAGGCACAUGUGGAAUCCUGCUGGUGCUCUGUCCCAGGCCACAUCCCCAGGGUGGGUUGCACAGCACAGAGGGUGCACAGGGGGUUAUUUGACACCUGAGCAGGUCUGGGAAGCUCAGACACCACGUGAUUACUGGUGCUGCUGCUGCAACACCAGCUUUUUUCCAGACUCCUCCAGCUGGGAACAGUUAGGACAUUUGGCUUUCCAUAAACAUUGAAAAUCUAUCCAACUUCAAAACCAUUUUUUGCUUGAACUUAUGAAUUUAGUUUUAUUUACUGUGUGCAGAGUGGUUCUGCUUUUAAGAUAAAGGCAAAAGCUGCUCAGGCUGGGCACAGCUGACACAGCAACGGGGCUGGUCAGUGUUGGGACACCUCAGCACAACAUUCUGGACAUGGGACUCGUCCCAGGACACUUUCCAGCCCAACACAGACAGCCACAUCCAGCCUGAGCUGCCCACUGCCUUCCAUCAGCGUUCAGCCAAGUUAAAAGUCACAGGGAUAUUUAAAAACACGCUGCCCACAGGGCCCCUUGGAGCACAACUCCAGUGUUUUCACCUCAGACACCAUUUCCACCUCCCUCAGCUUUAGCAAGACCGUGCCCCUGAGCAGCCCCAGCACGGCCACAGAACGAGCAGAGGGCACCUUUAAACACAAUUAUUACACUUUCCUUUGCAUAGAAAGGGGGUGUUUUGCCCAACAGGUGGGAUUUAAUAACUAAGGAAGAGAGAAAUACAACUACCAGGUUAAAAUACAGCAGCACCUUAUUCUGAUUUGACUAAGCAGAACGUCACCUCACUUUUAACCAUCUCGCUGCUGGACAACUCAUUUUAUUUUGAACAGAUAGACUGGCAGAAGCUGCUAUAAAUAAAGUAAUUUGAAAAUCUGGACCACAGCUAUUUUCCCAAAAUGAAAUCAAUGGCUAUAUCCACUAAAGUCAUUGUAGAAAACAGUAGAGCUUCAACUCACAGCACAGUUCUCCAAAGACACGUUCCCAGGCUGAAUCCCUGUGGAGUUAACACUGGACUGUGAAUGUAGCACAAGGCACGUUGAUGUAUUUUGGUCACUUUAUUAAAUGAGAUAUUAAAUAGUUUAAGUUUCAACUACUAAAACAGCACUUUGAAUGGUGAAAACACAUAGUAUAUCGUCAUACUUGAAUGCUUCUUCUUUUUUAAAAACACAUUUCCAGUCCUUAUAUAUAUUACAAAACAGCCUUAUAGGAAGAGGGGACACCUUUUCUAUAGUACUUAAGAUAUUUAAUACAGAACUGAAAAGCCAUCUAAUAGAAACAAAGGCAAGUCUUCACAGCUGUAUGAUUUCAGCAGCCAAAGCUGGUUGAUGGACUGAAACAUUACUAUACAACUGGGACAAAACAUAUACAAUAUCACGAUACUAAGCAAAAACGCUUUACAUCCAAAGGAAUAAACAGGUUACAAAAUGUGGAUAAUUUAGCAGGCAAAACUGUAUUACAAGCAACAUUUUUAUUUGUCAUCUUAAGCCAUUUUUAUCUAGUUAAAACAUCUAAAACAAAUAUAAAAAUGAGCCUUUUAUUAUCUUACUGAUGUAUGUUCUGUCUUUAAGUACUGGUUAAAGCCUGAUGUUAUACUCAAAGCACGUUGUUAUGCAGCUAAAAUGUCGAGUGAGAAACGUAAGCAAAGUGGUCCAGGUUUUACUUCAAUGCUUAUCUUGUAUUCCUUCUUGUCCAUUAGUCUUCUAUUAUCCAUAGGUUUGUCCAGGAUGAAAUAAAAUGUGCCUUUCAAUGUUGCCUAAAACUUCCACAUUUAAGUCUUUGAGUUACUGUAAAACUCCACUUAACAUUCCCAGGUUUGGUAGAAAGUACUUCUCUUAUUCACAACACGUAGGAAUAUCGGUGACAGUUACCCAGAGGACAUUUGCCUUCAAAUGUUUGUCUCAACAUCUCACUUUUGUCUCUUCUAGUGCCAACAUGUGUCUCUUUGCUCCCUCCCCCAGAUCAGAGUUAACUGUAGAGCUGGCAGAGCACUAGAACACACUGAGGGUCUUUUGUGGUAUCUUGCCAUCAGAGUCCGAGACAGAAACUUGUCAGCUGGGCUUGCAGCAGCCCAACCAACCUCUGUCCAUGUCACAAACCAAGCGUGAGUCACACACCGAAACAUCGUGGAACAUCUGCACCUUUAGAUGCAAAACUCGUCCAUUCUGGGCAAGAACUCAAACUGUUGCAAGAAACUUCCCAGAAACCAAAAUGAUUUUAGUUCGCGCCAGCAUCAGAAGAGUCCAGCACAAUCUGGAGCCACCGCCUCCAUCUGUCUCCAGAGCCCUGUGUUGUCCACACACCACCGCCUCCAUGUUCCUGCCACUUACUCGUGCCCCCAGAUGAUCAAUGGGGCUUUUUGGGGAGACAAGAAUCAACCAAAGUCUAUGCAAAGGAAAGCCCUAUUUGUACUAUUUGUAUUUAUUAAGACAAGCACAACAAGUGCGGGCAAAGAGAAUGAUAAUGGUAUGGAAUAAACCUGAAAUUUAUCUCUGGCCUACAUUAAAAAAA